CUCACAACACACACACACACACACACAGAGACAGUUCGAAACAACAAACAGAGAAGAACAAGCCUGCAAGAAACACCGAUCCUCCAAAGCCCGGCACAUAGAUAGAAGACCGUUAGCCGGGUUCCCUGUCCCUGGCCGUCGUGUGUGGUUAAGCUAAGCUAAGCAAAGCUAUGGCUCCGGCGACUGCGGACACGGCGGUGGCGGCGGUGGGCGGCGGAGGUGCUGGGAGGGCGAAGGCGACGGCGCUUGGGGUGGCGGCGUGCGAGCGGGACGCGGCGAAGCUGGAGCUGAUCGAGGAGAUGACCAAGGGGUUCGACGCGGUGCAGGAGGAGGUGCUGGCGGCGAUCCUGGCGCGGAACAACGGCGCCGAGUACCUGGCCAGGCACGGCAUGGAGGGCCGCACGGACCGCGACGCGUUCAAGGCCCGCGUCCCCGUGGUCACCUACGAGGACCUCCGCCCGGAGAUCGAGCGCAUCGCCAACGGGGACCGCUCCAACAUCAUCUCCUCCCACCCAAUCUCCGAGUUCUUGACCAGCUCGGGGACGUCAGCCGGGGAGAGGAAGCUAAUGCCAACCAUUGAAGAUGAGCUGGACAGGAGGCAGAUGCUCUACAGCCUUCUCAUGCCCGUCAUGAACCUGUACGUCCCUGGGCUGGACAAGGGCAAGGGUCUGUACUUCCUCUUCAUCAAAUCGGAGACCAAGACGCCCGGCGGGCUCCCGGCGAGGCCGGUGCUGACGAGCUACUACAAGAGCGACCACUUCAAGCACCGCCCGUUCGACCCGUACCAGGUGUACACGAGCCCCACGGCCGCCAUCCUCUGCACCGACUCGUUCCAGUCCAUGUACGCGCAGAUGCUCUGCGGCCUCCUGGUCCGCACCGAGGUGCUCCGCGUGGGCGCCGUCUUCGCGUCGGGCCUCCUCCGCGCCAUCCGCUUCCUGCAGCUCCACUGGAAGGAUCUUGCCCGCGACAUCGAGUCCGGAACCCUCAGCGCCAAGGUGGUCGAGCCGUCCAUCCGCGACGCCGUGGCCGAGGUCCUGAAGCCGGACCCGGAGCUGGCGGCGUUCGUGGCCGCCGAGUGCGGCAAGGAGGACUGGGCAGGGAUCAUCACCAGGAUGUGGCCCAACACCAAGUACCUGGACGUGAUCGUGACGGGCGCCAUGGCGCAGUACAUCCCCACGCUCAGGUUCUACAGCGGCGGGCUGCCCAUGGCGUGCACCAUGUACGCCUCCUCCGAGUGCUACUUCGGGCUCAACCUCCGCCCCAUGUGCGACCCCUCCGAGGUCUCCUACACCAUCAUGCCCAACAUGGGCUACUUCGAGCUCAUGCCGCACGACCCGGAGGCGCCGCCCGUGUCCAAGGACGACUGCCCGCCGCCGCGGCUCGUGGACCUGGCGGACGCCGAGGUGGGGAAAGAGUACGAGCUUGUGAUCACCACGUACGCCGGGCUGUGCCGGUACCGCGUGGGAGACAUCCUGCAGGUGACCGGGUUCCACAACGCGGCGCCGCAGUUCAGGUUCGUGCGCCGGAAGAACGUGCUGCUGAGCAUCGACUCGGACAAGACGGACGAGGCGGAGCUUCAGGCUGCCGUGGAGCGGGCGGCAAGGCUGCUGGCGCCCUACGACGCCACCAUCGUGGAGUACACCAGCGAGGCGGACGCCACCACGAUCCCGGGCCACUACGUGGUGUACUGGGAGCUGAUGGCGCGCGGGGCGAUGUGGCCCGAGGCGGCCGUGUUCGAGCGGUGCUGCCUGGAGAUGGAGGAGGCGCUCAACGCCGUGUACAGGCAGGGCCGGAACGGGGACGCCAUUGGACCGCUGGAGAUCAGGGUGGUGCGCGCCGGCACGUUCGAGGAGGUGAUGGACUACGCAAUCUCCCGGGGCGCGUCCAUCAACCAGUACAAGGCGCCCAGGUGCGUGUCAUUUGGUCCCAUCAUCGAGCUGCUCAACUCCAGGGUGCUGUCCAAGCACUUCAGCCCGGCCUGCCCCAAGUACGGCCCGCACAAGAAGUGAUGCCAAUUGAUCCAUCUCAUGCCAUUGAGCGCUAGACGUGAUCUGUUUUACUAGCUUUACUAGCCUGCUACAGAAUAAUGUGUUGUACUCUCUGUUUCCGUUUCCUGUGCCGCGCGUGUGUGAUCAUUAAUUCCUAGUAGCAACUUUGCUCUCGAUCGACCGGCUGCGCAUGCUGUGCCUGGUUCGGUGAUGUUUAGACCGUACUACUCCAAUUUACUGCUAGUUUAUUUACAUGCAUCUGUGCUGUCGUUUCCUGAGUGGAAUCAAAGUAGCGUGUGUUUGUAAUGCUAAUCUGUUGGAAACGCGUCAUUCUUGGCUGAUUAGGCAUUCAUUUGCUUU
Messenger RNA from Brachypodium distachyon (stiff brome), 2348 nucleotides. Its product is annotated as probable indole-3-acetic acid-amido synthetase GH3.2. The coding region runs from base 171 to 2009 and encodes 612 amino acids. The transcript has 3 exons. Gene Ontology annotation, molecular function: acid-amino acid ligase activity. NCBI's taxonomy places the organism in Eukaryota, Viridiplantae, Streptophyta, Magnoliopsida, Poales, Poaceae. The record is from RefSeq and is a predicted model, not a curated record. Gene Ontology annotation, cellular component: cytoplasm.